Molecule: messenger RNA, 1708 nt
Organism: Cloeon dipterum
Lineage: Eukaryota; Metazoa; Arthropoda; Insecta; Ephemeroptera; Baetidae
Product: homeobox protein MSX-3-like
Exons: 3
Coding region: 110-964 (284 amino acids)
Biological process (GO): embryonic morphogenesis; regulation of transcription by RNA polymerase II
Cellular component (GO): nucleus
Molecular function (GO): DNA-binding transcription factor activity, RNA polymerase II-specific; RNA polymerase II transcription regulatory region sequence-specific DNA binding
Source: RefSeq, a predicted model, not a curated record
CCGUGCAAUAAGGUCGAGCUUCUGCAACAGUCGCCGCUCCGACCCUGACUGUGGCUAUCGUCGGUCUCGUUGUUGUUGUUGUUGUUAGUGUUUUGCGAACUGCCCUGUGAUGGUGCAGGGUGAGGCCCAAACGAUGACGUCGUCGUUGCCGCAGACCCGCAACCGCAUCUCGUUCAGCGUCGACUCGCUGCUCGGACAGACGGAGCAGCGCGAUGAGCAGCCCCGCGACCGCGAACCCGCAUCCAGCCCGGUGUCCAGCUCGUCGUCUAUCUCGGUGGGCAGCAACCAGUCGCCGCUGCCGAGCCCCACCUCGUCGCCGGGCCCGUCGCCUUUCGGCGGCGCCAACCCUGUCGAACAGAACUACGCCCGCCAACUGAUGCUGUCGGCCCUGAAUAAUCCGAACGUCAGGCAUCCGCAUCCUCUGCACCAGCAGGCGCACUGGCCGAACCCCAGCGUCUUCACACCCUACUGGAUGUCCCUCAGACCUCAUUCUCCAAGCAGUGAGUACAAUGUACCAUUUGCACGCUAUUGCCGAAAUUACUUCCCAGGACUCGGAGGAGAGCCCCCACGGUUGCCAGGGCCUGUCCGAUGCACUCUGAGAAAGCACAAGCCGAACAGGAAGCCACGCACGCCGUUCACCACACAGCAGCUUAUGUCUCUGGAGAAGAAAUUCCGGGAAAAACAGUACCUUUCAAUCGCAGAACGAGCGGAAUUUUCUGGUUCCCUACAGCUAACUGAGACUCAGGUGAAGAUCUGGUUCCAAAACCGAAGGGCCAAAGCGAAGCGGCUUCAGGAGGCAGAGCUGGAGAAGAUGCGUUUGUCCUCGCGGCCGCUGAUCCCUCCUUCCUUUGCCAACCUGCUGCCGCCUCCGUCGGCGUUCUUCGCGGCUGCAGCCGCAGCCGCCAUGCAACAGGCCAUGGGCCCUCCGAGGUCCAUGGUCUUCCCGACGUCCGCCAUGCCCUAAAAGCCUGUCAACAAUUGCAAAUUAUCAAAAUUAUAAUUUCCCCAAUGGCAAUUGCUAGCAAUUUUUUUAUGUAAUUACAAAAUCCCUAAGUCAUUUUGUGGAUUUGGAGAUAGAACUCGCCACAAAAAUUGCUAGCUAAAUACACGAGAGCCAUUUUUUUGUGUAUUUGUGAUAAGACUGAUUUGACGAAGAGGCUAUAAAUACAUCCUCGCGGACACCCUUUGGACUUCCUUUGACUUGGGAAAGUGAAACAUUUACAGCGUUCUUCUUCCAUUCCAACAACGUCGACUGAAGUGAUCUCAGUAGGGCUAAAAUUUCGGUGCCAAAAAUAGCAAAAAUAUAUGAUACGAACUGAUGUGCCAUGGACAGUGCAAUGGACCAUAUAUAAUAUCUCAUCUGUAAAAAGAUACAGUUAGUGCGCCGUGUAUACCAAAGCAAUUUCCUACAAAUCGCUUUUAAGCAAAAAAUCUUGUGAUGUAUACCAACAAAUAGGAUUGUUUGUCAGUUGAUGGUGACUCGAUUGAAAGUGGCGCAAAAUUGUGGGCGUUAUGCUUAUAUGAUUUACUCUGGAAAUUUUAUCUCGAAUGAUGUGACGAAGCAUUUACACGUUUUGUCAAAACCAAUAUGAGGUAACAAAAAAUAAGCUUUAUGUGCAAAUGAGAAUGUGGCGAAUGGAGCAGUUGUUGCAAUAAAACCCACAAUAAAUUUGUAAAUUACAAAACAACAAAGCCUUUUGGAGUUUUC